AAAGAUCAGCCAGUGCAGUUUCGGUGGCAGUCCAGAAAACAUUAAAAAUCAAAUCGAAUUCAAUUUAAUAAUAUCGUUAUUUCGAAAAAAUAUAAUUUCAAAAUGGAAAUUUCCAUGAAAUUGUGUUUUAUUGUUGUCUUUACUUGGAUUUCGAUGACACAAGUAAUGGGUGCAAAAAUUCUUCCGGAAAAGCCAUCAUUUCUAACCAUUUGCAAACGCUCCGAUCCGGAAUUUGGUACAUGUUUUGCUAAAAAUUUGCAAGCGGCAUUUUUUGAAUGGAAAUCAGGUGUUCCCGGUCUAAAAUCAAUCCGUUCCUUGGAUCCUCUUCACUUCAAACGUGUCACAAUCAAACAGGGAGAUCAAGGCAAUCCCAUCUCUAUCAACAUGGAAUUGGAGAAGGCAGCCCUUGCCGGUUUGGGUGGAACUGCAAUUGAUGACGUGGGAUCGAAUGGCAAUACUUUGGAUAUGAAAUUGAAGAUAACAAUUCCAUCCUUCAAGCUGACCGGUGAUUAUAAACUGCAGGGAAAUAUUCUGAGUUUGGCCUUGAACAGUCAAGGAAAAGCUGUUAUAACAUUUGAUAAUGCUGUUCUAAUACUAAAUGUUCAAUUUAAAUUGAACGAGCGUAACGGUUACGAAUUUGCCGAUGUUGACAAAUUCCAAUUGGAUUGGAUCGAGAAUGGUGGCAUUCAAUUCCAUUUCAAUAAUCUAUUCAAUGGCGAUAAAGCUUUGGAAGAUGGAGCUCUGGCUUUGUUGAAUGCAAACUGGAGUACCCUGUUCGAUGUUCUGCGACCUUCGCUGAGUCAAACGAAUCAAGUUGUUGUAAAAGAUAUUAUAACUAAAAUAUUUGCCUAUGUACCGGCGAAUUAUUUAAUGGAGGAAUAAAAUUUGAAUAUAUCAUAUAAA
This is a messenger RNA of Musca domestica (house fly), 903 nucleotides long. Its product is annotated as protein takeout-like. The coding region runs from base 103 to 882 and encodes 259 amino acids. The record is from RefSeq and is a predicted model, not a curated record. The transcript has 5 exons. NCBI's taxonomy places the organism in Eukaryota, Metazoa, Arthropoda, Insecta, Diptera, Muscidae.